Chara braunii is the source of this 3115-nucleotide messenger RNA. The record is from the annotation of a GenBank genome assembly. NCBI's taxonomy places the organism in Eukaryota, Viridiplantae, Streptophyta, Charophyceae, Charales, Characeae.
AGACGAUGCUGUGACGAUGUCGAGAAGAUGUGAAGAGGAAUAAUGUUGCAAAGGUGUCGAGAAUAUGCCAAGAAGAUGUGGAAGAUGAUACUAAGAAGAUGUCAUGGACUACUGGUAGAGAAUUUGCUGAUGUUGGCAGUCAUAGACUGCUUAGUGGCAAAGCAUGAUGGCGCUUGAGAGUUCAAGUGUUCGGAGAUUCAUAGCUUUCCUUGUCAUUGGAAGAAUUAGAAUUCUUACUUGUUGAGGACUUCUGGUAGCAAAUUUGCUGACAUUAGCAAAACCCGUCAAAGGCGGAGGAGAGUGAUGGCAGUGAUCAGAGAGGCAUAGGUGCCUUGCCAAUUGGGAGAGUUUGUACUGUUGGUGUAAUGUACUGUGAGCCAGUGAGAGCUCACACCGUUGCUUCAUCGCCCUUGGCUGUCAUGAGUCAGGACAUCAACUAGUACAUUACUUGAAGCAAUGUAACAACACAGAGUGAUGGAGGUGGGCAGACCGACAGGUGUGAGUUGCAAGCAAAGAACUUGUCUGUAUACCAUUUAACCAGAGACAGAAAGACAGUGGCUAGCUGAGGUAUACUUAUUCCUUUUUUUUAAUUAAAAAAAAAAAUUAUUAUUCCAUUUUGUUCGGUAUGCUUUCAACUGGCAGCAUGUGUGUUGGCGAAAGGUCCUAAAGGCGCUUAUGGUACAUAUAUGCCAUCCUGAGUCGGAGUUUGGUAGAUAUCUAGCUGUCCUGUUCCUUGAGAUAUCAUCACUGAACUGAUGGCCCCCCGAGUAAUACAGAAUGGAUUUGUUCUGUUCAUCUGAUAUUAUCUGGAUUUGACUCAUUCGAGCUCGAGCCUGUAUUUCAGCAGUUCAUGGGUGUAGCUCGGCUCGUUGGUGUCUAGCUGUCCCAUUCCGUUCCGCCGAAUCAUCUGAUAGUAUCUGGAUUCGAGCUCGAGUCUGUAUUUCAAUAGUUCGCGGGUGGAUUAACUGAGCUAGGCUCGUUGGUGUCUAGCUGUCAUGCCGAUUCAUCUGCUAGUAUCUGGAUUUGAGCUCGAGUCUGUAUUUCAAUAGUUCAUGGUUGUACCAACUGAGCUAGGCUUGUUGGUGUCCACACUGUCUAGCUGUCCCAUCACUCCGCCGAUGGUUCCGGUUUACCACAGUUUAGCAGAGUUCUGACUAGAUGUAAAAUGCACCGCUAGGUGGGAAACGGACGGCUAGGUUUCAAAUGGACAGCCGGCGCCGAUCGGAGAGCAGCCCGGAUGUGUUCCAUAUCCAUUUAAACCACCAGUACUUGGCCCAGCUAUCGAUGCCGAGCCUGGAAUGCCCCUGCAACGUUAUCUCCUCAGCAUUUGGCUUCAUCAUCUCGAACGAGGUUGGACGACUUCAGAAUCGCAAUGAAGCAGAGCGUGGGGAGGAGAACGGACCUUGUCAGGCCCAUGAGGAAGAGCACCAAAAUCCCUCAUGUCAGUCAAAUGCAGGCCCGAUGGUUGGCAGCGAAGCGAAGGAGCAGGCUAUGGAGGUCGAUAUGCUUUGGGAAUUCGACAGACGAGUGCCAGACGAUCACCGUGCAGGACCGAGAUGCUAUAGUUAUCCUCAACCACCCGAUGAGCUCAACAAUGAGGAGUAUGAAGAGCUUCUGCUCACCAUGGAGAGAGCUCUAUAUGAGGAUCUUAGGCAAGAGGCAGAGAGAGAAGAAGCAAGGACUAUUCGAGAAUUUGAGAUUUCACACGCCAUGGAGGAUGCCGUUUUCCUAGAUGCUGUGGACCGCUUCGAAGAGGAUAAGGAGAGUGGGGUGGUGAUCUGCCCACUUUGCAAGGAGAAAUACGUCAGGCAAUGCGGUCCUGUUCUUUUCUGCGAAUGCCGACAAUUCAGGCUGGACACGCAAGAUCGCAAGCCGUACCGGCGUCCUGUAGUUACCGCCCUUCCCCACGUGUCGUUCAUGGCCGAUGUCUUCCGGAGACUACCGCUGCUGUUCCUGGUGUUGGUCACACUUGUCCUUGUCGUCGUCUUCCACGUGUGCAUCCUCGGUAGGCUGCCUGGAUGCACGAGCAAGAGGCGUUCCUCGACGAAGGGCGUCAUCAUGGAAGGGCGGCAGGCGAAAAACACGACUCCAGUGGACCGAGUCGCAAGCCACGGGGCGCGCAACGUCCCGACAUGCUCUGCAGUGCCACGGUACGAUGCAUCUGCAUACGCGCACUUGCCACCACACGAACAACCCCUGCCAGACACGUCAGAUGAGGAGGAGGAACCACGGUCACGUACCGUGGCACUGGGAAGCACCUCCACCCAGGAGUGGGUGGGGAGCCAGUUGUAUGGGAAUCGUGAGACGACGUGUCAACAGUCUUUCAGCGAACUACUGGAAGACAACAUUCGUGAAAGCGACGACGCAGCCGGCGUGAAUCUUUCAUUCGGUUUGUGUAGCGGGAGCUCAUCAGCCAUGAUCUGCACUCUCCUCGUCAACCCCCACCCCGAAGACGACGCGGGGCAAGUGACAGCAGUCGGCCGAUCAGCAAAGGCUACGAGUGGGGAGUGGGUGGCAUCACAAAAGACAAGGGAGCGUUCGAUAGUCCAGUCGCAGCCGUCAUCAGCACCACAUGGUGCUGCCAGUCGUCCGAAGUGGAUGCAGCCACCAUCGCCGUUGUCGGGGGGUGGAAGCAAGGGUGGCCGCACGGCUGGCCACGUGUCCACGAACGAAGAUUUCGCGAGCGCUCCCGGUGAACGGUUCGGGAGGCAGGUGUGGGUGGAACAUCGGCAGCAGGUGCGCAGGGAACGUGAGGAAUGCAUAAUGUGGGGGGUCCAGCGACUGCACGUGCGGGAAGGGAUGGCAGAGAAGGAGCCGGCGGUAGUCGAUUGCGACGAUUACGACGACGCCACCUCGGACGACGAACGACGGGACGACGAGACGACCGACGUUCAGCAGAUCCGACAGAAAACCAUGGGUGGUCGGAGUAGGAUGCCGAAGGCUUCUUCGUCGACGGUGCGAAGGGGGAAAAAAGGGGCGGCUGCGGGGAGCGAGGGGGAAGGCGACGUGGAGGGCGAGGCCGGGUGAAACUUCUGGUCGGUCGACCACAUGGUCGCCCUCAUAAGGGCGAAGUGGGACCAGGACGUGCAUCUGCAAAGGAUGGGCCGCGCAUGCG